Messenger RNA from Oryctolagus cuniculus (rabbit), 4350 nucleotides. The record is from RefSeq and is a predicted model, not a curated record. NCBI's taxonomy places the organism in Eukaryota, Metazoa, Chordata, Mammalia, Lagomorpha, Leporidae.
CCUCCGCCCUCCCACAAAUCAAGCACACCUAAAAGGAUGCCCCAGACCACGCGGAACACCUCCACAGAGGGUGUGUGACCGGGAGAGUGUGGUGUGGUGAAUCAGAGAGUAGGCAUGAGGGAGGGGCGGCGGGGGAGAGGAGCGCUGGGUGACGCCAGCCUGCUCACUGCUGCCAGCCCUUUGGUGGCACACACCCUCACAUUGGGAAGGUGAGUCACGCCUCUGACUGGUGUCCAGGUCAGUGUCUGUCCUCUGUCUUGAGAGGAUGCGGGCUCCAUACCGACACCAGGACUUACGCCCUCUCCCAGGGGCCAGUCACAGGCAUGGCUGCCUGUAGAAAGGCAUUUCCUGUAGUCAAGUCAGACCCCAGCUGGCCUCGUCUGACUGCACUGCAGGGUCUGCUUGCACAGGCAGCGGUAGCCCAACAGCUGUAGUGUCCGUGUCUGCUCACAAGGAGGCGCCAGGCGUCCUUUCACAGCUCUGGGUGGAAGGGAGCCAGGAAGGGACUACACAUAGAAGCAAAUUUUAGUUACAUUGUGGUUGGCAAACUGGAAGAUUCUCAUUGAGCUACUUUUUUUUUUUUAAGAUUUAUUUAAUUAUUUGAAAAAGUUACACAGAAAGAAGGAGAGAGACAGAGAGAGAGAGGUCUUACUUACAUCACUGGUUCACUCUGCAAUUGGCUGCAGUGUCUGGAGCUGCGCUGAUCCGAAGCCAGGAGCCGAGAGCUUCCUCAGGGUCUCCCAUGCGGGUGCAGGGGCCCAAGGACUUGAGCCAUCCUCCACUGCUUUCCCAGGCCAUAGCAGAAAGCUGGAUUGGAAGUAAAGCAACCAAGACUCAAACCAGCACCCAUAUGGGAUGCCAGCACUGCAGGCGGCGGCUUCACCCGCUACACCAGAGCGCCAGCCCCUAAGGUACUUUUGGUAAAGUAGCUAUCAACUGUACGCUCCACUGCAUGGCUAGAAAGGCACCUAAUCUCUCCAGUCCAGUGAGCUCACCCUCACUCUCGGUCACCAAGAAGAACCAGGAACUGGGGUGCUGGGGUGGUAGGAUAUUUGGAGCAGCAGUUACGAUACUGCUUAUAACGCCCACAUCCCGUAUCAGAGUGCCUGAGCUGGAGUCCUGGCCCUGUUCUCCAUUGCAGCUUCCUGCUAAUGUGUACCCUGGUAGUUAGCAGGUAGUGGCUCAAGGAAGAACCUGGGACCUUACAGACAUUUCCUUGACUGUUUAUCUUCAUGGUCUUUUCUAGUCGGAUCCCAGCUCAGCUUGCAAGGGUGCCUGGGAAUCUUCUGUACUUCCACCCCCUUCCUUCUCAGUCCCUGUGUCCCCAGGGUCCUGGCUUCAGUUGAUUCAGGACAAAGCUCAUAACAGAUUUCUGCCUGAAUCCCCAUCAACCUGGGAUACCCACAUCCCAUGUUGGAGGGCCUGGGUUCAAGUCCUGGCUCUGCUCCCCAUUCAGCUCCCUGCUCGUGCACAACUCUGGGAGGCAGCAGGUGAUGGCUCAAGUAGUUGGGUCCCUGCCACCCUCGGGGGACACCAAAUUGCCUUAAAUUGAAGGUCCUUCAGAGUGGAGCUGUAUGCAUGAUAAAAUAAAUACAGGCUCGUGUCCAUGUGCGUUUUCAUAGCAUCAAGAGAUUUUCUAAUGCUCGGAGACCCUCUGCUGCAGGUGGUGGUGAGACGGUGAGAAUCGUAACCUGCCAGUCGUACUUGUGAUAGUCUAAGGCUUCAUGUAAGGAAGUGGCUCUCAUGGCCUGUGUUUGGGAUAGCGCUGCCCUUCCCUCUGCCUUAAGAACCACUGAUAAUGAAGGCUCCAAGGAGAAUCAUUUGACUCCUGAGUUUAAUAGAUGAUUACAGCCAACAAUAGGGAAGAUCAGUACCGUAAUUAUGAACUUGCCUCAAGGCACAUUAGCCCAAGUUCAAGUUUACGAACCCCUGUGCAUGUAAUAUGCCUGGUGCAACUGUGCAUAUCCUACAUCUACAGUAGAUAGCAGUACGAUAAUCCUGUUGUAGUACACAGAGCACUUUCUUAUACCCCAUACCUCAGUCCACCAAUAGCUGACGGCUUAACAGCAAGUUACAUGGCAUCGGGACUGGGUUUUAGGUCCGAUUUUUACCUGAGUAAAUUUGUGACAGUGAGUCAUUUCUCAGAGUUUCAAUGGUAUAGUGUGAAAAUCUUGGAAUUCUUUUGUAAUCUUGAUUUUUUAAAAAAAAAUAUUCAUUUGAAAGAGUGACAGGGAGAGAGAAAUGUUUCAUCUUCUGGUUCACUUCCCAAAUGCCUCUUACCAACCAGGCUGAACCAGUCUGAAUCCAGGAGCUGGGAACUCCAUCUGGAUUACCCACGUGGGUGUCAGAAACCCAAAUACUUGGGCCGUUGUCUGCUGCCUCCCAGGCAUGUUAGCAUGGAGCUCGGUCAGAAACGGGGGGUAGCCAGUACUGGAACCAGGCCUUCCCAUGUAUGAUGCAGUUGACGCAAGCUGUGGCUUAACCCGCUGCACCACAGUGCCUGUGAUUGCUGUCAGUAGCCAUGAUGGCAGUAAUUUAUUGAAUGUUCCUCCGUGCCAGGCAUCGCACUAAACCUUGUGCCAUCUCAUUCUCUGUGAGGUUGGUGGUAAGGAAACUGAGGCCGACAAAAUGUAAUGAAUUUCCCAGGCCAAAUAGCUGGCGGUUGCCAGUGCUGGCACUCAGACAUGCCAAGUCUGCCUGUCUGAAGUCUGCGGUUAGCACAGUCCAGGCGGCAUCUGGUGAGACUUGGAAUCCUUCCACCGAAAUAGUUAUUAAGCACCUGCCCUUUGCCAGGUACUGUGCUGGCCACUGGGGAAACAGCACAUUGCCUUUGCCCACAUGUUUAUAGCAACCUGAAGACGACAACAGUAAGCAAUUUUCAGUGUGCUGUGGCAAGUGCUGGCCGGAGUGACACAAGGAUUUAAAGCAGGGGAGUGAUGUGAGCAGAUCUGUUUUUGGAUGAUGAUGCUGGCAGCCAAAUGGACGCUAGAUUGGAGGAAAGCCAGGAGAUGAGCUUUGCUGGGGUAAUUUGGGUGAGCAAUGAUUGAAGCUUGAGUCAAUGAAGUGGGAGGAGGCAUGGGAGCAUCACAGAGGAGGAUCAACAGGACUUGGAGGCUGGGGCAGGAGGAGAAGAGAUCGACUUGCUAGCUCUGAAUUAGGGUACAUAGACCGAAAGCUGCAUUGGCGGGGAAGAGAGCAGAUUUGGGGGCAGAUGAGUUGAAUCUUGAUCUGUUGACUUUGAGCUGCCUGGAGAGGCCUAGUCAGCAGCUGGAUUUAGCAAUCGGAAGCUUCACAGAGCAGAGACCUGGGGCUAGAAACGAAGGCUUAGAGAUGGUGCAGCGGUGGGAUAGAGGUGUUGGGUUGGGAUGUGGGCUCCUAGGAGGGUGUAUAAAGACCAAAAGGUCAAGAUCAGAAUCUUGGGAAAUACCUGUACCUACAAGCUGCUGGAGGAAGACAGGACUACCAGACAGCGCAGCUGAGCAGGGGCGGAGCUCUGGCUGCAGCCGGCGCCCUCCCUGCGGAGCCCCCUUCCUCCCUCCACCUCUGCUUUUGUCUGCGCUUCCCAGCAGCCCCCAGCCUAAAGGCAUCCCCAAACAAGCGCGCCACACAAAGCCUGGACUCCUAAAGCGGGGCUCGAGUAUCCGGUUCCCUUCCUCCAAUCUGCUCCCCUGGGCGGCCCGGCGAGGAGCCCUUUCUCCAGCGUCGGGGCCAUCCUCUUGCAGCCCACUCAGCCCAGCUGCUUUAUAUUUCCUACACACCCAUUCUUUAGAGACUUCCCUCUGCACUGCCCAGUGGCCUGGUCCCCAGAACAUCCCCCAGCCUGGGGUUCUCGACGCAACCCACGUGAACCCUCCAGCCCACCCCCUCUCCUUAGGCUCCCUCCCUCCAGGGACUGGACGGCCCCUGGGCUCUAAGGGUAAGAGCUCUGAACGUCCGAGAGCCCGCGGCUCCACCCUUGGCCACGCUGGCAGGGAGGGGCCAAGGAGAGGACCCAGCGCCGGGACCAGAUGUGGGGCUUUUCGUCCCGCCUCAGGAGGAGCCGGAAGGGCAAGUCCGGGGAGGAUGCGGGGUCGGGGUGGAGUGCGGACAGCGGGGCCACGUGCACCGACUCGCCGAGGACCACCCGGCCUCAAGGUCUCCCCGCGCGGGGCAGGCCGGGACGGUUCCUCCCGCUCCGGACACCGCAUCCCGGCCGGCUGCGUUCCCGGCGGUUUCCGGCUUCUCGACUCCCAGCCUUUCUGCGGGGCUCCCCGCCCGCCCGCGGUUCCAGUUUCUGCCUCCAGCCGGGUUGUGCCCACUCCCACCCGGUCUCGGCGCGCAGCCGUGCCCUACCCACCCCCCCUCCUUUGA